CGGCUGCUCCUGAAGCCGCUUCAUCCUGAGAGAUGGGGCUGGAUAAUUUUCUGUUCGGUCAGUGCAUCCUGUACUUUCUCGCUUUCCUGUUCGGUUUCAUCGCGCUGGUGCCGCUGUCGGAGAAUGGCAGCGAUUUCGGGGGCAAAUGCCUGCUCUUCACCCGCGGGAUGUGGCAGAAUGAGAACAUCACGGUGGAGAAGCAGCGCUUCGUGGUGGAGGAGUGGGGCCCGGAAUCCGCCUGCCAGUUCACCACCUUCAUCGGCCUCUUCACCGUCCUCUUCUCCGCCAUCCAGGCUUGGAGGCUCCUCUUCUAUCUUUGCAAAGGAUACGACGACACUUUCUUUGCCACGUUCCUGAAUCUGUUGGUCAGCACCUUUGUGAUUUUCCUUAUCUUUGUGGCAAGUACUCUUGUCACCGUUGGCUUCAACAUGUGGUGUGAUGCAAUUACAGAAAAUGGAAGAAUGCCUAACAGUUGUGAAGAAAUGCAGGACAUUGAUCUGGAACUGCAUUUGGAUAAUUCUUCUUUCUACAACCAGUUUUCAAUUAUCCAGUUUGGCCUAUGGGCUGGGUGGGUUGCUUGGAUGGCAAUUACCAUUCUUGCAUUCCUGAAGGUGUAUGCCAACUAUAGGCAGGAGGAUCUGCUCGACAGCCUGGUCCACGAGAAGGAGUUGCUGCUGGCAAGGUCGUCUAGGAGAGCAGCAGAACAAGUUGAGAAAAAUGCUUUGAUUUAAAUCUAACUACUGUACAUGCCAUAGAAGGUGAUAAUUUGGCCGAGACGAUCGAAUAAAAUAAUGCUGCAUGUAUUUUAUAAAAGAAAAAGUGCUGAAAAAUUACUGUAAAGCAGGAUACUUACUCUCUAGCCUUAUCCUCCAGCUUAAUGGUAGGUAACAUAAUAACGACUGUGUCUUUCAAUAGAUGCUUCCUUCAGUGCCUAAUAAACAUUUGUCUCUAAAGUUGAUGAUUUACUAAAGUGUCACAACACAAAAUGUAACAGCUGCUAUGUUGAUAAGUUAAAAUGUAAAUCACUGGUAAUACUUGUACAUCAAAACAGUAGAUAUUAAUCAAAAUAAUUUAUCCUGCUUUACAGUACCAAGCUACAUAGCAUACAUUGAAUUUCCAGAAAUUAACAUAAAAAGCAUUAAAACCAUGUGAAAAAUCUUUCAGCUCAUUAUAUUCGAUACAAUUCAUGACAUUAUAAGUGCUGUAAAGCAUUCUGCUGAAAACAAAUGAACAAAUUGAUAAACUAUGUCUAUUCUCCUAAAGAAAGCUCAACAUACUGAACAUGUCAAAGUUGCUUAAAGACAAACUGAUAUACCUGAAUAUGUUUUCUAGUGGCAGAAUACAUUGUCUUGAUACUUGAAAAGCUCAUCUGCAGUGUUUAGAAAAUGAUUAUGAUUGUUUCUUAGGGAACAGCUGCUAUCUCGCACUACUGAAUGUUCUACCUAAAUCAACAGCUUCUCUAUAGCUAAUAAAAUGAACAACAGCAAUUUGAGGCUUAGUAGUAUAAAGUGACAGACUUUAUUGUGCCAUAUGUUGCUCAUAAAAAAUCUUUUGUUACUAAUGUCAAUUCUUUACCAUGAUUACAGUGUACAAUGCU
Molecule: messenger RNA, 1597 nt
Organism: Pristis pectinata (smalltooth sawfish)
Lineage: Eukaryota; Metazoa; Chordata; Chondrichthyes; Rhinopristiformes; Pristidae
Product: transmembrane protein 179-like
Exons: 4
Coding region: 33-731 (232 amino acids)
Source: RefSeq, a predicted model, not a curated record